UCCAGCCCCGAGAAACAGCGCCGGGAGUGGGAGUGGGCGCAGGCGCACGCGACCAAGGAGCGACCGAGACACGUGCUCUGCAUUUGAGUCUUUGGGACUCUCGGCUGUGGGCUCCCCUGCCGCGACAUGAAGACCAAGCACGUGAACCUGCUGAUCAGCAUCACUACGAUCAUGCUCUUCAACUUCUCCUGCUUCUGCAUCUGGAGGAUGACUCGAAUCAAUAAUCGGUUAACUAAUUGUAGAAACCAUAUGUUGGAGUUUAAAGAAAACAUGAUCCAUUUAAAGAAAAAAACAGAGAAAAAUCACCAAGACCUGAGGAAAGUCUUAAAUAAAAUAAAGUAUCCAGAGCUAGAAAAUGUAUUAAGAAGCUCAGUGCUGGCCCUUGUAUCAUGGGACCUACAGAAAUCGGUUGAGAAGGAAGUUGAAGCCUUCAGGAAGAAUGAAACAGUACCUAAUAAUACAUUUGAAGAUUUAAAGAUAUUUUUUCCUCAUCUAAAGAAAGAAGGCAGGCUUUAUCCUGAUGUAAUCCUUGCCAAAGAGAAAACAGGCGUUUCCUUUGCACUGGGCAUUUCCAUUGCCAACAGAAGAAGUCACAGUUACCUGAUGCAGACCCUGAGCACCGUGGUCUCUGGGAUGACUCCUGCGGAAGAGAAGGACUCGGUGGUUAUUGUCUCGGUUGCAGAUAGUAAUGAAGACUAUUUAUACUCUAUUGUUGACAUGAUUGCUCAAAAAUUCAAAAUGCAAGUGAUGUCUGGAUCUUUAGAAAUCAUUUCAAUACCUGCCUUUUUUUACCCAAACACAUCAUAUGUCAAAAAAUCAACUGAGAACUCACAAAACCUAGAGAGUUGGCAAGUCAAACAAGUAUUGGAUUUUUGCAUUUUGAUGCUGUAUGCGCAGCCCAAGGCGAGGUAUUACUUACAGCUAGAAGAUGGUGUCAUAGCUAAAAAGAAUUACUUUACAACAAUAAAAAAUUUCAUGGAUGAUAUUUCUUCAAGUAACUGGUUUUAUAUUGAGUUCUCAGUGCUUGGAUUCAUAGGAAAGCUGCUUAGGUCCAAGGACUUACUUGACUUUGUACGUUUUUCUUUAAUGUUCUACAAAGAAAAGCCAAUAGAUUUGCUCUUGAAUGACUUUUUUCAGAUAAAGAUGUGUAACCCAGGUGAAGCUAUUGAAAAUUGUGCACAACGAAAGAAGCAAAUUUGUAUUCGAUAUAAACACUCUCUUUUCCAGCAUGUGGGUAUAUAUCCACCAUUUCCAGAGAAGAAUAAUAUUGCCAAGUAA
Messenger RNA from Tupaia belangeri chinensis (Chinese tree shrew), 1278 nucleotides. RefSeq names its product MGAT4 family member D (gene MGAT4D). Lineage: Eukaryota; Metazoa; Chordata; Mammalia; Scandentia; Tupaiidae. Gene Ontology annotation, biological process: protein N-linked glycosylation. Bases 127 to 1278 code for a protein of 383 amino acids. Gene Ontology annotation, molecular function: acetylglucosaminyltransferase activity. The transcript has 11 exons. The record is from RefSeq and is a predicted model, not a curated record. Gene Ontology annotation, cellular component: Golgi stack; endoplasmic reticulum-Golgi intermediate compartment; endoplasmic reticulum.